AUGGUGUUCAAAUCCGGGCUUGGAAGUAAAGGUGCUGCACUGGCCAAUGCUAUAUCAUAUUGGAUCAGUGUCCUGUUAUUGGCCUUAUAUAUCAGGAUUUCACCUUCCUGCAAGAACACUUGGACUGGUUUUUCGAAAGAAGCUUUGCAUGAUGUUCCCAAGUUUCUAAAGCUUGCCUUUCCUUCUGCCAUUAUGGUCUGCUUGGAAAUUUGGUCAUUUGAAACUAUGGUUCUGAUAGCUGGACUCCUUCCGGAUCCAGAACUUGAAACAUCAGUUCUUUCAGUCAGAUUGCAGCCUCAACACAAAUACCUUGUUUUACAUGAUUCCUUGUGGGCUCGGCAGUGCAAUAAGGCUGCUUUCUUCUCUCCUGAUCUGUUUCCUAAACUAUGCCUAUUUUUCUUGUUCCUUAGCGUAAGAGUAUCCAACGAACUCGGUGCUGGGAGACCACGAGCAACCCGUCUAGCAGUAUGGGUUGCAAUGUUCAUGGUUGCUACAGAGAGCAUUUUGGUGACUAUAGUCAAGAUCUUGGGGCGUAAAGUUUGGGGCUACUGUUACAGUAGAGAUGAAAGAGUAAACUAUGUUGGUGAAAUGAUGCUGUUGGUUGCAUCAAUGCACUUGGCGGAUGGUAUUCAAGCAGUGCUAAAUGGCAUUGCUAGAGGCUGUGGUUGGCAAAAGAUUGGUGCGAUUGUUAAUUUUGGAGCUUAUUAUCUAAUCGAUAUUCCUUUUGGUAUACUGUUAGCAUUUGUCUAUCAUAUUGGAGGGAAGGGUCUUUGGACAGGAAUAGCAGUCGCAGUAUAUACACAAAUGCUGGUUCUAUUGAUUAUAACUGUGCUCACUAAUUGGGUGAAAGAGGCAAAGAAGGCUUCAGCUAGGGUGUUUGACUCCAUGAUCCCCAUAGAAGCAUCACAGUGA
Molecule: messenger RNA, 912 nt
Organism: Ilex paraguariensis (yerba mate)
Lineage: Eukaryota; Viridiplantae; Streptophyta; Magnoliopsida; Aquifoliales; Aquifoliaceae
Source: the annotation of a GenBank genome assembly